AUGAGUAGAGAACUUUUAUACAGCGCUGGUGUGUUUUUCUGUCCAAUCUCAUCUUUGCCAGAUUUGAUCGAAAAGGGAAAGAUCUCUUGCCUCGAGGAUAGUCUUUUCUUCGACAGCGAAAUUCAACCGGGAUGGAUUCAUUUUAACUCAGACAAGGUUACAAUUCUAUCAAGUAAUGAAAUGUUCGAGCCGAUUCUUCAAGUGCCUCAUCUCUUCCACCCUGAAGAAAACACCUUCAAAAUAAACUCGGACGUUGAUUUGGGGAAUUUGAUAGCGUUGUUUAAGAAACCGCUAAUCAUGUGCGUUACGAGGAGACAAGAAGACGAGGCCAUGAUCAAUGGCUUCGACACGGACUUCGUUAUCGUUUUCGACCCUUCGGAUUCCAAAGUUGCGCAAGAACUUUCAAGAGUAACCGAAUAUGUCGAAAAACAUCUUCGUAAAAGAAAGAAAUUUCACCUUACGAUAGAUUUAUCAGAGAAGCUUGACGAAAUAUCACCGUUGGAUUUCAAGAAACACGUUAUGUGGUUGAAUUGUUUUUUUCACGUCACAAAUUACCAUGCACCCAAUCCCGUUUUGACCCUGGACAUCUUCUAUCUUUGGUUCAUUCUUCUGCCAUGUUGUAUCGCCGUUGCAUUGCCUUACAGACUCUACAGAAAGCUGCGCUGUGUGGACAGGAAAAUAGACUUGAACAUUCAGUUCUUUUUGGAAGCGACAGAUUCCGUGCCUUUAGCUUUGUACUUCUUCUCUGGUUGCCCGCCCAACCCCGGUCGUUACCGAACUGAAAGCCACAAAUACCAUUUGCGAGCCUGCCCUGGGACAGAACUUAGAUCAUUGCUCUACUUAAUGAACUGCUAG
This is a messenger RNA of Pocillopora meandrina, 855 nucleotides long. Lineage: Eukaryota; Metazoa; Cnidaria; Anthozoa; Scleractinia; Pocilloporidae. The record is from the annotation of a GenBank genome assembly.